Molecule: messenger RNA, 351 nt
Organism: Exophiala aquamarina CBS 119918
Lineage: Eukaryota; Fungi; Ascomycota; Eurotiomycetes; Chaetothyriales; Herpotrichiellaceae
Exons: 3
Coding region: 1-351 (116 amino acids)
Source: RefSeq, a predicted model, not a curated record
AUGCCGCCGAAGGGUCCAUAUAAGCUGGUGACGGUCAACACUUCACCUGAACGAGCAUGGAGGCUAGUUGGGAUCGUUGUCGAGGACCUCAAAGCCCGGUACUCCAUUCAGCACCAAGCGAACUGUGCAACAAUUGACGAGGUCGAGCAGACGGUGGAAGAGAUCCGACCCGACGUUCUGUUCUGCGCCUCGAUGUGGGCGCCGGAGGAGAGCAAGAGGAUUCAAAACAUCGCUAGAGCAAUCGUACCAGAUAUCAAGAUACUCGCUCUUCCUUAUGGAAUACAAGUCGCCAAGGGCCCGGAUGCGGUGCUUGACUUUCUAAAGCAGCAAAUACCAGAACUUUUGGGCUAG